Aspergillus pseudoviridinutans is the source of this 249-nucleotide messenger RNA. RefSeq lists its product as uncharacterized. The record is from RefSeq and is a predicted model, not a curated record. Bases 1 to 249 code for a protein of 82 amino acids. NCBI's taxonomy places the organism in Eukaryota, Fungi, Ascomycota, Eurotiomycetes, Eurotiales, Aspergillaceae. The transcript has a single exon.
AUGCCUUCAAAACCAAUUGCUUCCCCUCCCCUUCAACCUAAGAAGGUACACGGCACGACCCGCGAUGACGAGCCAGUUGACGACUACGAGAACGCCAUCCGCUCAAAACAACAGGAAGAAGAGGGCUCACAGCGUGCAUCGGACGCAGGCAAUAUAGCAGCAGCACGUCGUGUUAAUGCUCCGGGCGGACCGCACGAACGGCAUAUUGGGAACACAGGGUCUCGGAAUCGAUCGUCAACGGGGCAUUGA